Molecule: messenger RNA, 1461 nt
Organism: Cucurbita pepo subsp. pepo (vegetable marrow)
Lineage: Eukaryota; Viridiplantae; Streptophyta; Magnoliopsida; Cucurbitales; Cucurbitaceae
Biological process (GO): cellular respiration
Cellular component (GO): mitochondrion
Molecular function (GO): ubiquinone binding
Source: RefSeq, a predicted model, not a curated record
GCAGAAAUCUUCCUCCCAUUGUAUAUACUUCAACGUUUGGAUCUUCCGUUCAGAGUCAUUUGCCGCGACGAGGCGAGAAGAUUUGUUUGUGAUUUCUAUUCGCGUUUUACCCUGAUUCUUUUUGCAAUUAUCGAGGCGUGGGACCACCAGUGACUGCAAUGCUGCCGUUUCUGUCUACAUCGAAGGUCGGCAAGUCCUUGAUUUCGCGUAGACGUGGCAUCAGACAUGCGAUCAAAUACGCAAGUUUUAAUGCCGAGCCGUGGGAAUAUCAAAACGUUCGACAUGUGAAGUGUAUUGCCGGUGUUGAGACCUCGUCGAUUCAUAGACUGUUUGAUAAGGGUCAAAAGAUUUUUCCCGGGAGCUUCCAUGAUAUUAGUGCUAUACAAAGGAGGCGAUUCAUUGGCUGUGGAGAUGGGGAGGAGGGCGGCGUUCUAUCCAAACAGGAUCAUAAGAUUUCUUCUGGGAACCUUCGUGAUAUUACUGCUGGACAAACGAGGCGAUUUAUUGGCUGUGGAGAUGGGCAAGAGGGCGGCGUUCUAUCCAAAAUUUACGAGGAGAGACGCGUAAUGGGGUAUUCUCCGGAGCAGUUAUUUGACGUAGUUGCAGCUGUUGACUCGUACCAAGAUUUUGUUCCGUGGUGCCAGCGGUCAGAGGUAAUCAAAACCUAUCCUGAUGGAUCAUUUGAUGCUGAAUUGGAGAUUGGCUUCAAAUUUCUUGUUGAGAGUUACACUUCACAUGUAGAGAUUCAAAGACCGAAGUCUGUAAAGACAACAGUAUCUCAGAGCACGCUGUUUGAUCACUUGAUAAAUAUUUGGGAGUUCCAACCGGGACCAGUUCCAGGGACUUGCAACCUCUACUUUUUAGUAGAUUUUAAGUUCCAGUCACCCCUGUAUCGACAGGUGGCCUCGGUGUUCUUUAAGGAGGUUGUCUCAAAACUGGUUGGUUCAUUCAAUGAUCGCUGCCGAUUGAUUUAUGGACCAGGGGUUGCAGUCCUUGAAAAUUCAUACGGCCAAAGAGCUUAAAUUCGUUGAAUUUUUCAUUAGAUCUAUCAUUUAGCUGAGAAGAUUUAACAAGGAUUAAGUUAGCAGGUUGGAAUCCUGACAGAGAGCAGAUACGGAAUUAGGGGAAGGGGUAUCAAUAAAUUUGAUUGAUUAAUGGCAUUACUUGUGGGUAGCUUGCAGCCAGCUUUCUUAUUUUGCUGUCCACCCAUCAAAGGACAUCUUAACCAUUUUGAAGCAUUUACGUUCCUUUUCUUUUUUGUUCUUGUGCAUGCUCACGUUUUUUGGUUUAAUACUUAGGAGUAUGAAUCGACACAUUUAUGGGUGUUGUUUCUUGUUAGAACAGGUCACAUGCUGGUAGGGAAAAUAUUAUUUCAAGUUUUAGGAUAUGUUUCAGGUUUCAUCCGUACAUAUGAAUCAAUUUUCAAACCAUUGGAGUUUGUAUGAUGCCCAUAUUGGUUAA